Hyla sarda is the source of this 1106-nucleotide messenger RNA. It is a transcript of the gene SCNM1, whose product is annotated as sodium channel modifier 1. Gene Ontology annotation, biological process: RNA splicing. The transcript has 8 exons. Lineage: Eukaryota; Metazoa; Chordata; Amphibia; Anura; Hylidae. Bases 93 to 875 code for a protein of 260 amino acids. Gene Ontology annotation, cellular component: nucleus. The record is from RefSeq and is a predicted model, not a curated record.
ACCCCCCAUGAUGCUUUGCGCGUCGCUACGGUGGCUGGAUUGGGUCAUUUACACCCGGUUAGCGUUUUUUUUUUUGUUUUCGUUUUUUAAAGAUGUCGUUUAAACGGGAAGGAGACGAUAGCAGCCAGCUGAACGUGCUGAAGAAAAGGAGAGUCGCCGACCUGUUGGCCAGUUUCAUCCCGGAGGACGAGGGGCUGCUCCUUAAAAAUGGAAGGUACGCCUGCACCGUGUGUCACCACAGACCGGUCUUCGAUACCAUAGAUAUGCUGUCCGUGCACCGGAAUGGAAAGAAGCACCUAGCCUGUAUGCAGAGAUUAUAUGGGAAGAAGGCGGCACACAGAAACGAAGUCCAGAAGCGACAACACCAAGAGUACGUCCGAGCAGAAGAGGCCGGGGAACAGCCUCCGGCUCCUCUCCUGGAACAGACCAAGAAGAUUACCCAGCAUGCAUUGCUGAAGGCUGCACCAUAUAACAGCUGCUGCACCAGAAACAGGCCGAGAGAUGGGAGAAGGAAGGGCGAGGCCGAGGAGUUACCCCAAAAAUUGUCUUCUCCACAGAGCAGCUCUCCAGUAAGUCUUCAGCCUGUCCUACCCAAGACCCCAGAGGAGACGUCUCGCCCUGAGCCAAGGAGCAGCUCCACAGAUAUCGGCCGACUGUCUCAGCUGAAGAAAAAUAGGAAAAAGAAGAAUAAGAGCCAGAAAUGUGAGAAUGUUGAGGAUCCUAAUGAUGACCCUGAGAGAAGGCGAGUAAUGGAGCACUACCUGUCUAUGAGGAGUUCUGGGUGGAUACCAGAUGGUACAGGGAAGUGGGUGAAAGAUGAAAAUGUCGAAUUUGACUCUGAUGAAGAAGAACCUCCAGCAGUGUCACCGCCAUGACACAUGGUCCAGAGAUACAGUCACCAUAUACUCCAGCCUCCACCUGAGGAUGAUGGGAGGCCCCAUACAUGGCUGUGUAAUCUGCACUUCACUCCUCACCCCACUAGAGGGCGAUGUAUCCUCAAUAAUUCUCUGCUGUACUGAGGACAAAUUGGUAAAACCUGAGGGAAAUUAUGUCUAUUUAUUAUUACUGUAUAAACAUGAAGUGUGAAAUAUAUUCUGUAUAAUUUA